UGGGCUGAGUGAUGGGGAGUUCUGGGGAACGAAUGAAGCGGGUUUGGGGGGGUCAUUGACGUGGGACGUUGUGGGGUGAGCGAGUGAUGGUGGACCAAGAGGUCAGUGAAUGAGGAUUUGUGGGCUCAGUUGUAGACAAAGUUAUGGGGCUAGUCAGGGUUGAAUGGGGCUUACUAAAUGUUGACUUUUACACAUUUUCUAGCACAGUGACCUGCGCUAAGGGUUUAUACGCAUCCUCAAGCCUCUGCCUAGGUGCCCCUACUUCUCCUGCCCAUAUCCCCUUUUCCGAGCCCCCUAGGUAGGGGCCUGUUUUGAAUGCUCCAGUUUAAGUGAAUCUGCACCCGAGGGCUUCCUUCUGACUCCUGGGCGAGACGGCCCCAGUGAGAGGAGGGAAUGGCCGAACCCCAGUUACAGGGACUCAUGACAUUUGAGGAUGUGGCUGUGGAUUUUACCCAGGAGGAGUGGCAGUACCUGAACCCUCCACAGAGGACCCUGUACAGAGACGUGAUGCUGGAGACCUACAGCAACCUGGUCUCUGUAGCAGGGCAUCAUGUUACCAAACCAGAUCUUAUCCUCAAAUUGGAGGUGGAAGAGAAAUGCCUGCCAGAAGGAAAAAUUCCAAUUUGGAGCUUUCCAGAAGAAGCCUGCCAGGUUGAUGAACAGAUUGAGAGACAGCAUCAGGAUGACCAAGAUAAAUAUUUGAUGCAAGUUGGAUUCCAUGACAAGAAAACAAUUACCAGUAAGAGUGGCCUUGACUAUAAUGAACUUGGAAACAUACUUUAUCUGAGUACAAACCUUUUUGCUUCAAUACAAAGGCCCCAUAAAUAUGAAUCAUUUGGAUAUAAUAUGGUUGAUAAUUUAGACUUAUAUAGUAGAAGUUCUGUGGGAAAGAAAUAUGAUAAUGGAUGUGCAAAAUUAUUCUUCCAUACUGAGUAUGAGAAAACAACUCCCAGAGUGAAACCUUAUGGAUAUAAAGAGUGUGGGAAGACCCUCAGGCAAAAGAAGGGUCUUAGUCUACAUCAGAGAAUUAAAAAUGGAGAGAAACCCUUUGAAUGUACUGCCUGUAGGAAAACUUUCAGCAAGAAGUCACACCUCAUUGUACAUUGGAGAACUCAUACAGGAGAGAAACCCUUUGGAUGUACAGAAUGUGGAAAAGCUUUUAGCCAAAAAUCUCAGCUCAUUAUACACCUGAGAACUCAUACAGGAGAGCGACCCUUUGAGUGUCCAGAAUGUGGAAAAGCUUUCAGAGAAAAAUCUACUGUCAUUAUACAUUACAGGACUCAUACAGGAGAGAAACCUUAUGAAUGUAAUGAAUGUGGAAAAGCCUUCACUCAGAAGUCAAACCUCAUUGUCCAUCAGAAAACCCACACAGGAGAAAAAACUUAUGAAUGCACCAAAUGUGGGGAAUCUUUCAUACAGAAGCUUGAUCUAAUUAUACAUCAUAGUACUCAUACAGGAAAGAAACCCCAUGAAUGUAAUGAAUGUAAGAAAACUUUCAGUGAUAAGUCAACUCUCAUUAUACAUCAGCGAACUCAUACAGGAGAGAAACCUCAUAAAUGUAUGGAAUGUGGGAAGUCUUUCAACGAGAAGUCAACCCUCAUUGUGCAUCAGCGAACUCAUACAGGGGAGAAACCCUAUGAAUGUGAUGUGUGUGGGAAAACCUUCACCCAAAAGUCAAACCUUGGUGUACAUCAAAGAACUCAUUCAGGAGAGAAACCCUUUGAAUGUAAUGAAUGUGAGAAAGCAUUCUCUCAGAAAUCCUAUCUCAUGCUACACCAGAGAGGUCAUACAGGAGAGAAGCCCUAUGAAUGCAAUGAAUGUGAAAAAGCAUUUUCCCAGAAAUCUUAUCUCAUUAUACAUCAAAGAACACAUACAGAAGAAAAACCCUAUAAAUGCAAUGAAUGUGGCAAAGCCUUCAGAGAAAAGUCGAAGCUCAUUAUACAUCAGCGAAUUCAUACAGGAGAGAAACCCUAUGAAUGUCCUGUAUGUUGGAAAGCUUUCAGCCAGAAGUCGCAGCUCAUAAUACAUCAGCGAACACACACAGGAGAGAAACCCUAUGCAUGCACCGAGUGUGGCAAAGCCUUCAGAGAAAAAUCAACAUUCACUGUUCAUCAGAGAACUCAUACUGGAGAGAAACCCUAUAAGUGUGCAGAAUGUGGGAAAGCCUUUACUCAAAAAUCAAAUCUUAUUGUACAUCAGAGAACGCAUACAGGAAAGAAAGCCCAUGGGAAAGGUCAUUCUUGGAAGUCCAAGCUCAUUGCACAUUAGAAAGUUGAUGGUGCAUUUGUGUUUACUGAAGGACAUUUUUGUCCGUUUAAUUAAACAUUUAAAAAGUAUAUUCUGACUUCUGGUUUAAAUAUAAGGAGUAAAGUCAGCCUUUUUUUUUUUUUUUUCUUUUCAUCUCAGUCUUCACCCAGAAGCUACAAGGAGAAAAGGAAGGACUUUGUAUCUGACAAAAUUAGGAAAUAGCUGAAAACAGAUGAGAGGGCUGCCAGAGGCAGAGGAAAUCAAGCACCAGUGCAAGGAGAGUUCAAAGGCUAGAGAGGAGUGGUCAAGGCUGCAGAUGUGAGAUAGCACUGGUAAGGACUCUUAGCCAAGUUUUAGGCUAUUCCCUAAGUGCAAGACCAUAUAGAUGCAUAACAGUGGUAACAGAGCAUGGGCAGGUGGGAUGUUUCCUCAACCCAUAUGGAAGUCUCAGGAGAGACAGGCAGGGGCCUCAACAAGGAAGUGCUCAGACAAGCCAUAUUUGCAGAAAGUUGUCUAUACUUGUGAGAGGAGCAGUUGGUAGGGGUUGGGGAAAGAGAAGGGAGUGUUCUUGUGAAGAAACCAACAGCUGCCCCUCUUUACUGACUCUGGAGAAGUCUGAAAGAACUACCAAAUGGGAAAAAAAAAUUCCAGCUGGAAAAGCUCUGAUCUGCCUAGAACAUGGCCCCUUUUUCUUCCCCUACAUGAACUUCCAGCAAACAGCAAGUCCAGGAAAACUUACUCAAGGAGGAAUGAUUCCAAAGAAUCAAAACCAAAAACACACAUGGCUUUUGAGCCAGCAGUUCCACUUCUAGGACUGUAUAUACUCAUGCAUGUACCAAAAGAUGGACAUAGAGACGUAUUCAGUGAUGUACUGUUUGUGAAAACAAAAGGUUAGAAGCUUUCCACAUGGCUCCUGAAACCCUGAAAUGUUCAUACAGCAACCUUUCAGGUAGACAAAAAAGAAUAGAUAAAGAAAACUUGGACACCAUUUGUAUAGUGAUGUGGGAUGAUAUCCAACAUACAUUAUUGGGUGAGAAAAGCAAGGUGCAGGAUAGUGAGAAUACUAUGCUGCCAUUUGUAUAUAAAAAGGAGAAUAAAUGGUAAAUACAUAAUUGAGUGUAUAUGCAUAAACUAUCUCUGGAAAGAUACACAAGAAGCUGGGAACCUUGAUUACCUCUGGGAAAGGGAUGGGGAAGUGGGUGGCUUGAGGGAAAGAACUGGGAGUGAGAUAACUUUUGAAAAUUAUACUAUGUGGAUGUACUACCUUCUCAAAAAAUAACUUUUAAAC
Bubalus bubalis (water buffalo) is the source of this 3535-nucleotide messenger RNA. It is a transcript of the gene ZNF182, whose product is annotated as zinc finger protein 182. The record is from RefSeq and is a predicted model, not a curated record. The transcript is spliced from 6 exons. Gene Ontology annotation, biological process: negative regulation of transcription by RNA polymerase II. NCBI's taxonomy places the organism in Eukaryota, Metazoa, Chordata, Mammalia, Artiodactyla, Bovidae. Gene Ontology annotation, molecular function: DNA-binding transcription repressor activity, RNA polymerase II-specific. Bases 394 to 2268 code for a protein of 624 amino acids.